Molecule: messenger RNA, 1131 nt
Organism: Hypoxylon trugodes
Lineage: Eukaryota; Fungi; Ascomycota; Sordariomycetes; Xylariales; Hypoxylaceae
Exons: 2
Coding region: 380-1021 (213 amino acids)
Source: RefSeq, a predicted model, not a curated record
AAACUAGAUGUAAGAGUUACAAUGAUUAGCGAGGUUCCAGUAGAUAGAUUGGCGAAUGUGAGGAAUCUGGGGAAGAUCUCAAAGUCCACUGGAGACUUGUUCUUGGCGACGUGGCCAGUCGGAAAAGGGGUUAGAUGAUAGGCGUCGAUGGCGUAAGUGGAAGCUAGCGUCGACAAGGGCCAAUCAAUAGUAGCGAAAGACAGGAUUCAAAGGUCCUUGCGUGAUUGAUGAAGUCAUUUGACGAUAACUUUCUUCAACUUCAACUCCUUCACGCGAUUUGACUCUUGUCUUCCCGUAACGUAUCAGCUAUCCCCUACUACUAUGUAGGAUACGAAAAGUUGAUUGAAAGGUUCAAUGGCCCAGGGCCAGCUAAGGAAGGAUGGAUUUAAAUCGAUUUCAGCCCCAGUCUCAAUUCCAGCUGGAUCCUAGCCCGUAUAAAAAGCAAAGGGUUCCCCUCAGCCGACAGUGGUCCGCCACCAAGAAUGCCCUGAACAUACUAUCCGUCGCAUUCUGCGUCAUCAUACUAGGAAUCGCAAUUGAACUUUCAGUCAAUCCAUCUGUCCAGAGUUAUAUCGCAGUCUGGACCGCGCCACAAGCUGGUGUAGCUUUACUCUGGUCCGCUGGUACACUCAUCACGACAUACACAGCAAGACGGGAUGGCCGGGAUAUCCACCCAGGCGCUCAAGUGGCGGUCCAGCUCAUAUUAUGGCUCGGUUUUAGCGUUGGCGUAGGAUUGACGGCUUAUAUUUUGAAAUUCGCGCUCGAGUUCGCCGGUUUCGAAGAUCGCCAUGCACAUCCACAGCUCCACGAUUAUUACUACCCUCAUAACGAUGGCUAUGAAUACUAUAGCGGUUACUAUAUCCACUCCAUGGAAGCCAUAAUAACAUUUUUAUCCCUUCUAGUAAUUGUUCACUUAUCCCUUUUUGCUUGCGCCUGUGUGGAAACUAUCAAGCAGAGGAGGACGAAUAACAUCCCAUCCUUCGAGAUGUCUUCGGAAAAUACUGGGCACAUAAAGCAGUAACUGUUCAGGCGCUAGGGAUCUGCGGAAUACAGAGACGAGGGAGGUUCGGCCUAAUGUUGUGUGUCCAACUUCAGUGUCAGAAAUGUGUUCUAGCCGCCAGCGCUGAAGAA